Penicillium maclennaniae is the source of this 3606-nucleotide messenger RNA. RefSeq lists its product as uncharacterized. Lineage: Eukaryota; Fungi; Ascomycota; Eurotiomycetes; Eurotiales; Aspergillaceae. The record is from RefSeq and is a predicted model, not a curated record. Bases 1 to 3606 code for a protein of 1201 amino acids. The transcript has a single exon.
AUGCCUUCGACAGACGAAAAUCGAGACACAUCUUCAGGCAACCGGUCGCCUCUGUACCGAUACGAUGUUCAGUCGGCCCGGCGAGCAGCGGGCCCUGCCGCUACUAGUAGCGGUCGACCAAGCGGGGAGCUUGAGGGCAGCACACUGGGCAGCAGUUCUCGGGAGGGCGAUAGCAGAAACCCUGCUCAGCGCAGAAUGCAAAGCUCUAGUGGCUUCCUGCUUGACCCUCUCCCACACUCAAAGAGCUCCCGGGUCAGCUCACAUCAUCAUCGCGCAUCGGAGCCACCUGCAGAGAAACGAAGUGCCCCAGAGGCGGACAUCGUGGUCCCGAAGAAAAGAUCACGCUUUCCAUGGAAUCGUCACAAGAAUGCCGUCUCGGAGACUUCGGCUACUUCAGCUGCGAGUCCAGCAAUGGCGCAACGAAGCCCCACGCCUCCUCCGGAACUGGAUACAUCCCGAGCUUCAUCAGGAGCUAACACCGAAGGGCAUAGCCUAGAGACACCUGGCCUUGACAGAGAUUCCAUCCAGAUUGUGAACCUGGCUUUGAACCUUAAUGAGUCUCGGCGAAGGACAGCCUCUGGGCUCGCUACAGGGUCCGGUAUUCGCAGACCAAUGUCUGUUUCUCAGCUUGCUGCAGGACCAACUGAUCCGCAUGCCCCGUCUCCGCAGAGACAUACACAUCCAUUUCGAAAUACCAGCCAGACACACGGAGACCAUCUUUCUCCGCCAACACCUCAGCGCGGACAUUCUCCUGUGGCGGAGCUUUUACCAGCAACCGCGGUUGGCAACACUCGAGCAUAUGAAUUUUCUAGUCACACACUUGCCCGCGCGGAUCGAGCUCGUCGUCAUUUUGAUCUAUUUCAUGAGUAUCUACGGCUCCUUCCAUUGCUGCCCCCGCUUCGAACCCCCCAAACCGAAGAUGACCACGAGUCUCUGCAUCAAGCAGCUGCUAGCUCAUCUACUAGUCGGGAAUACAAUCCUCUCCAGAUGAUCCGUAAUCGAAGGGUCAGAUAUCGAGAAAGGUGUCCGAUUGAUCCAGAGAUACAAGGCUGGCAUGACGUCGACAAGGUUCAUGAUUGGGUCACAGGUAUCGAGGAGAAGUAUGGCCAUAUGGCCCAUGAUCAGACGCAAUCCAUCAAGCUUCCCCCAUUUCAGCAAGGGCAACGGUCCCAGUCAUAUGAUGAUCCGGAUGAUAUGGAUAUGUUGGCCACGUCCCCUUCUUCGAGCUUGAGACGUGCUAGCCGCACAAAUAGCGUCAAGGCUCCUCGGCCACGACUCGACUGGAAAAUCUCACCUGCUGAGCUCCUAGCUGAUGCAGCCUGGCUUGAAGAUGGUGUAAAUAAGGCCAAAAUUGUCGACAAAGAUAGCAAUCCGCUUUACCCAAACCCAGAAGAGCUGGUUCUGACCGUCACCAAAUCAGAAACAGCCGCGCAAUCAAAACGACACGGGGCAAUUGAAAAGGAGGACGCGGGGGUAAUGUCAUCCCAUACCUCUAUAUCAAGUAACCACCCUGCAUUGGGCCCUGAAUUCAAUAGCGUUGGCCGUGGACGACACAGAAAAAGAUUCCGGGGUCAUUCACAAAACAUUCGUGAUCGAAGUGAAUCUAGCUCACUGAAGCACUCCCGAUGGGACAAAGUUCAAAUGCGCUCUGGUAGCGCCUCAAGCAAUUCAAGUGACGAACGGCGGACGUCGGGAGAACCAACCCGUCGGGCUUGGGCACAUUCACGGAAAGACCAAGAGAAAUCCAAGGAUGGUGCGAACUCAUCUGACCCUCGAGUAUCUAGAGCCAAAUCCCCCGCCGCGGCAAUUCUCGGUGCAGACGAAGACAAAGCUACUCACUCUUACUUCCCGUCACUCAGUACCAAGACAAGUCUUACAAAGGGGGGGGCCUCUUUCUCCUCGGCUGGAAGUAUGGACGACAGAUACAACUCUCGGAUGUCGUUUGAAGAAAGGGACAGCACCGCUCCCAACUCUCCAGCUCAAGCUAGCUACUUCCCUAGUAUCGCAGUCAACCUUUCUCCGCCCUCGAGUCGGUCCCCUUCACCAGCCAAGAAGGGACUUCGUCACAAGAUCGCUUCUCGCCAUGAGCGAAGCAAGAGCAAACAAGGAGAUCGGGACCUGAAAGGAAAUGAAGAUGCGAUACCUGAAACGAAGCCAUUGCCUCGUCCAAGCUUGAGCUCUCCACCUGAGCGUGCCGAGCAAAAAUCGAAGACAUCGAAGCUUGAACCAAGCCCAUUGCCGGACGUUGUGUCUUCCUCUUAUACUGAGAAUCCAGAUUCGCCGGAGGACGAACGUAUAGAUGGUUCUCGAGGACGAAAGGUCCAAAAUUCUGCCGAGUCGAAGCUACGAGGUAUACUGAAAGGACCUGGACGCAUAGCUGAGCUUGUUGGAAAUGAAGUAUCAAAGGUUGGAGACAUGAUCAUGAAGAAGGAUGCACCACCCGAUUCCCGAAAGUCGUCAUCUGCUACCACUGUCGCCUCGGAUGAUAGCGAUUCUGAUGAUGAGGAACGGAAGACGGACAAACGAUCUGCGGCCAAGGGACUCCUCCGACGCCUGCCGAAUCUCGGCGAGGAACCUUCGCGCCUCACUCGCCGGGAGACUGAAAAAGCCACACCAUCUAAAAGUUUCAAAGGCUCUUUACCAAGCUUCACCUCGCCAUUGCGGCAGGAUGAGCGCAUUGACUCGACAGAUGCACAGGACUUCGGUAGCUCCCGUGAAGGUGCAGCUGCAUCCCGCGGACAAGGUGACGAUCCAAAGAGGACGAUUCUAUCUAGGAGCCGAACAUUUGAUUUUGCCCCUGCUUCACAAUUGAAUCGAGGACGCACCAAGCAGCAUGAUAUCAAGGACCCUUCAGUCCCCUUCAGUCUUACUCGUCCUCCUGUCACUGGACUUGCUCAAGCCCGAGCAUACCCUCAACGCCCCACCGACCAAAGACCCGCAUUAUCAGGAGCGAGUCGCGCAUGGAGUAUCUCAGAUCGCAGCAUCCAAACAUCGAAUGACUCGGGCGUACCUAGCAAGACAGAAAUUGAGCGAACCCGAAUUUUGCUGCUUUCAUCUGGCAUCAAAGCCCGAGAAAUCACCCGCCGAGCUCACAGCGUCCGCGAUCCACCACCUCACUGGCUUCAAUCCUCCAUGGGUUCCGGCACAACCGUCAACCGCGUGAUAAGAGUCAACGAAUUCGAUCUCGCAGCCCAAAAUCUUCUCCGGCGAUUCGAGACAACCCAAUACUCAUUCCAGCAAUCCAUGCACCACUUCACCACAACUACAUCGUCACCUCUUCGCGCCCAGCUGAAAGACCUGGAGACUCUCCUCACCCAAUUCCUCGCUCCCCGUGUCCGAGCCACAGCCGACCAAGCAGAGGAUCUUUGCGUUCAGCUCAAUACGACCAGUACACUGGCAGUCAAGUCUCUCACUGAUGCUCUUGACAGAGGCGUACGAAAGCGCCGUCGUCGACUCCGCUGGGUCCGGCGGGCUGGUUUCGUCAUCCUUGAAUGGGCGCUUGUCAGUAUGCUGUGGUGGGUUUGGUUGAUUGUCAUGGGAUUCAAGCUCGUGCGCGGUGUUCUUCGGGGUGCUGUUUCUGGUGCGCGAUGGGUGUUCUGGCUUUAG